Cynara cardunculus var. scolymus (artichoke) is the source of this 897-nucleotide messenger RNA. Its product is annotated as stress enhanced protein 2, chloroplastic. NCBI's taxonomy places the organism in Eukaryota, Viridiplantae, Streptophyta, Magnoliopsida, Asterales, Asteraceae. Gene Ontology annotation, biological process: cellular response to high light intensity. The transcript has 2 exons. The coding region runs from base 22 to 633 and encodes 203 amino acids. The record is from RefSeq and is a predicted model, not a curated record.
CUCACAGAUUCCGGUCUUUCAAUGGCUUUGGCUGCUCGGCCAAUUGUUUGCCGUCUUACGCCAAAUAAACCAGUGGUUCAAAGAGAUGAGCCGGCGGCUCUGCCGGUUCCCUCACUUCCGGUUCAGAAGGUACGGCUGACGGAUGCGGCCGCCGUAACAACGGAAUACGACGGGAAGAUCCUACUGCAGCCAAGGGUCUGUACGCUUAGAUCGUACGGAUCAGAUCCUUUUGGAGUGAUGAGGAUUCGGACCGCCGACGGCGACGACAAUGAGGUGUCUCAGUUUUUCGAGAAGCUUUCGGAGUACAUAGAGAGCUCGAAAAAGAGCCAAGACUUCGAAAUCAUCUCUGGUCGUCUAGCCAUGAUCGUGUUUGCAGGAACAGUGACGAUGGAAGUUGUUACUGGUAACUCGUUAUUCAGGAAGAUGGAUUUGCAAGGGAUUGCGGAGGCUGCAGGGGUGUGUUUGGGUGCCGUGGCUUGUGCUGCAGCUUUCGCUUGGUUUUCCAGUGCUCGUAACAGAGUGGGUCAAGGCUUCUCCAUCGGCUGCAAUACGUUUAUCGAUUCCCUUAUCGAUCAAGUCGUGGAUGGGUUGUUCUAUGAAACCGAUCUUAGCGACUGGACCGAUGAGAUUUGAAGAACCAAAAAUCGCAGGAAAAUGAAGGGAUUUGGUGUUUGAGUUAUCAUCAACUAUGUGUAAUUAAAGUGUACGGAAAUUUGUAUAGGUCGAUUAGACGGUUUACGUGAGUAGAACUCGGUAAGUUGAUAUACAUAGAUACGAAAUACAUGACCGAUAAAAUAAAAUUGAUAUAAUUACCAGAUUAUAAUUGUAUUAUGGGUUGUGUUUUCUUUUUGUAAAAAUACUGUUUGCUUUUAAUAAACCAAUUCUAUUAUUUUGUUU